Messenger RNA from Cynara cardunculus var. scolymus (artichoke), 1966 nucleotides. RefSeq names its product probable galacturonosyltransferase 11. Gene Ontology annotation, molecular function: polygalacturonate 4-alpha-galacturonosyltransferase activity. NCBI's taxonomy places the organism in Eukaryota, Viridiplantae, Streptophyta, Magnoliopsida, Asterales, Asteraceae. Bases 285 to 1883 code for a protein of 532 amino acids. The transcript is spliced from 2 exons. The record is from RefSeq and is a predicted model, not a curated record.
UCAGGAGCUCAACACAUCGCCCUCGCUCUUUGCCCAUUACCGGAUUGAUUGUUUCAAUUUCAAAUCAACUCAUACUCGAUUGAACUCGAUAUUGGCUCCAAUAACACUGAUUUCCAUCCAAGUUAGUGUGAUUGGUUGCUUCGCGCCUUGAUUCGUUCAUGGGUUUUCUUUAAAGAUUGCGAUUCUCUUCUGCAAUUGAUUCAAUUUUAUGAUUGAUUUGAUGGGUUUUAACUCGUUAUUGAUUUGGUUGUGGUGAAUUGUGGAUUCGGAUUCUUGAUUAAAAGAUGCGCCGGCGGGCUGCCGACUACCGGCGUCGUGUUCGAAGGAGGCUUCCAAUUUGGAUCUGGGUCUUUCUUGUGUUGUUCUCUGUCGCUGGAUUUGUUCUAAUCUUUGUUCAACACAAUUAUCAAGAUCAAGAUCAAGAUCGGGUUAAACAGCCCGUAUUGGAACAAAAUGCUAGAAAAGUAAAAGUGACUCACAAGAAGUUGAAUCUAACGAAGGAGAUAGCUAGUGCCAAUUCGUACGCCAGACAAUUAUUAGAGCAAAUGACACUUGCAAAAGCGUAUGUAGUCAUUGCAAAAGAACACAAUAACCUUCAUCUUGCUUGGCAGCUAAGUUCAAAUAUAAGAAGCUGUCAGUUUCUGCUUUCGAAAGCUGCCAUGAGAGCGGAGGCCAUAACACAAGAUGAAGCUGAACCGCUUAUUAGUAGCCUAUCGGCUCUAAUUUUAAAAUCGCAAGAUGCCCAUUAUGAUAUUGCAACCACAAUGAUGACGAUGAAAUCUCACAUUCAAGCACUUGAAGAACGGGCAAACGCAGCCACCAUUCAAAGUGCGGUUUUUGGACAGCUAGCGGCUGAAUCACUGCCCAAGAAUCUUCACUGUGUAAAUGUGAAACUUUUGGCGGAUUGGAUUACGAAGAAGAAGAUACAGGAGCUUGCUGAGGAGAAAAACAACUCCCCAAGAUUAUUGGACAACAAUCUUUACCAUUUCUGUUUGUUUUCAGAUAAUUUACUGGCGGUUUCAGCUGUGGUCAACUCUACGGUCUCCAACGCUGACCAUCCGAAGCAGCUUGUGUUCCAUGUAGUUACUAAUGGAGCCAACUAUGCAGCCAUGCAAGCUUGGUUCGUUACCAAUGACUUCAAAGGGUCCAUGAUUGAAGUUCAAAAAGUCGAAGACUUCACUUGGUUGAAUGCUUCUUACUCUCCCGUUGUUAGGAAAUUAAGUGAAAACAACUUUCAGGGAUACCCUCUUGAAGGCUCGCAAGAUUUUUUGAACCCAAAGUACAUAUCUUUAUUACACCACCUUCAGUUCUACAUCCCUGAGAUUUAUCCACACCUUGAAAAAGUCGUCUUUCUUGACGACGAUGUGAUUGUUCAGAAAGAUAUAACCCCUCUUUUCUCCUUGGAUCUUCAUGGGAACAUAAAUGGAGCUGUGGAAACGUGCCUUGAAGCUUUUCACCGACUUUAUAAGUAUCUAAACUUCUCAAACCCAAUCGUGAGCUCCAAGAUUGAUCCGCAGGCUUGCGGGUGGGCAUUUGGGCUAAACGUUUUCGAUUUGGUGGCUUGGAGGAAUGCAAAUGUGACAGCCAGAUAUCAUUACUGGCAAGAACAGAAUGCAGAUGGAAAUGUGUGGAAAUUAGGGAGUUUGCCGGCCGGUCUUUUGGCGUUCUACGGACGGACGGAGCCACUAGACCGAAGAUGGCACGUUUUAGGGCUAGGAUAUGAUGUUAACAUCGAUAGCAGGCUCAUAGAAAGUGCAGCUGUGAUUCAUUUCAACGGGAACCUGAAGCCAUGGCUAAAGUUUGGGAUUGCGAGGUACAAGCCUUUAUGGCAAAGGUACGUAAACAGAACACACCCGUAUCUCCUUGAUUGUGUCACUAGUUGAAGGUGAUUGUUAGUAUACAGAUAGAAAAUUUUGGCAUUGUUUAGAUGUUAAAUCUUUAUAAAUUAUAUUCUUUUGUUUGAUUU